Messenger RNA from Bacidia gigantensis, 3015 nucleotides. It is a transcript of the gene PRP16, whose product is annotated as DEAH-box RNA helicase prp16. The transcript has 2 exons. The record is from RefSeq and is a predicted model, not a curated record. The coding region runs from base 1 to 3015 and encodes 1004 amino acids. Lineage: Eukaryota; Fungi; Ascomycota; Lecanoromycetes; Lecanorales; Ramalinaceae. Gene Ontology annotation, molecular function: ATP binding; RNA binding. Gene Ontology annotation, cellular component: intracellular anatomical structure; spliceosomal complex. Gene Ontology annotation, biological process: mRNA splicing, via spliceosome.
AUGUCAAGGGAAUACAGUCCAAAGAGACGGAAACUCGACUCGGACCGGUUUUCUGUUCCUUCAAGACCAUCUAAUGCCAACAUAUCUCGGUUGACACCAAAAUCAACUCAGAAUAAAUCCGAGAGGAGUCAAACCCCUCGCCUUCAGCCAGAUGGAAAUGGACAUGCUUCUCGCGCCUCUACUCCCAGAGAUUUCAGAAGUGCUUCUACGCCUCGCCAAGAGGAAUUUGACGGUCCAGAGCCUUUCAUAAACGACGAGGACUCCAAUGCCUUGGACCGCGACUGGUAUGGAGGGGAUGAAUUCGGUACUACACUGGGUGACGACUCGCACAACCCAUUUGGCUUGGACGCCUCUUGGCUCGAUCGCCAACGAGAGGCAGCUCUAGAGCAAAGGAAGCUGGGUAAAAGGGUGAGCGCGAAAGCUGCUCAGAAGCAGCGAGACGUAGAUGCAUGGGAAGUCAACCGCAUGCUCACAUCUGGUGUAGCGCAACGACGAGAUCAUGAACAGGACUUUGAAGACGAUGAAGAAGCUACAAGAGUGCAUCUACUAGUCCAUGACAUCAAACCUCCUUUUCUGGAUGGGCGGAAGAUAUUUACAAAGCAACUAGACCCUGUGCCUGCCAUCAGAGACCCACAGAGUGAUAUGGCGGUGUUUAGUCGAAAGGGAAGCAAGGUUGUAAAAGAAAAGAGACAACAGAAGGAAAGGCAAAAGCAGGCACAGGAAGCUACUAAUAUGGCUGGAAGUACUUUGGGGAACAUUAUGGGGGUAAAGGGGGAUGAGGGUGAUAGUGCCGCCGCAGCUCCUGGCGAAGAGGAUGCGAAAAGUGGGAACAAGUUCUCUGAGCAUUUGAAGAAGAGUCAAGGACAGAGUGUUUUCAGCAAGAGUAAGACGCUACAAGAACAAAGAGAAUUUUUGCCAGCUUUUGCUGUUCGAGAAGAUCUACUUCGCGUUGUGCGUGACAAUCAGGUGACCAUAGUAGUUGGGCAAACGGGUUCCGGGAAAACCACUCAACUAACUCAAUUUCUUCAUGAGGACGGAUAUGCUAGGAAUGGGUUAAUAGGUUGCACGCAACCUAGACGUGUGGCCGCAAUGAGUGUGGCAAAACGGGUCAGCGAAGAAAUGGACGUAAAACUCGGAGGUCUCGUUGGAUACGCUAUACGUUUCGAGGACUGUACGAGCAGAGAGACUGUCAUUAAAUACAUGACAGAUGGUGUCCUUCUUCGGGAGUCUCUUAAUGAACCAGAUCUGGACAGGUACUCUUGCAUCAUCAUGGAUGAAGCACACGAGAGAGCUCUGAAUACAGACGUGCUGAUGGGAUUGAUCAAAAAGGUUCUUGCCCGGCGAACGGAUUUGAAACUCAUCGUGACCUCAGCUACAAUGAACUCUGAUCGGUUUUCAAGGUUCUAUGGAGGAGCACCAGAGUUCUUCAUACCAGGCCGAACUUUCCCCGUCGAUAUUCAAUUUUCACGAACGCCAUGCGAGGACUACGUGGACAGUGCGGUCAAACAGAUCCUCGCAAUACAUGUCUCGCAACCAGCAGGUGACAUUCUUUGCUUCAUGACUGGGCAAGAAGACAUUGAGAUUACUUGCGAGCUCGUUGAGGAGCGGCUGAAACUGCUCAAUGAUCCUCCAAAGCUGAGCAUUUUGCCAAUAUACAGUCAGAUGCCAGCGGACUUGCAAGCCAAAAUCUUCGAUAGGGCGCCCCCUGGCGUGCGCAAGGUCGUUGUGGCCACGAAUAUCGCAGAAACAAGUCUGACAGUUGAUGGCAUCAUGUAUGUUGUUGAUGCAGGAUUCUCGAAGCUCAAGGUCUACAACCCGCGGAUGGGCAUGGACGCUCUACAGAUCACCCCAAUCUCACAAGCAAAUGCUCAGCAGCGACAAGGUCGCGCUGGCAGGACUGGCCCAGGCAAGGCGUACCAUUUGUACACUGAAGGCGCCUUUAAAGAUGAGUUCUAUAUACAAACAAUUCCUGAAAUUCAACGUACAAACCUUGCGAAUACCGUGCUCCUUCUGAAAUCACUUGGCGUCAAAGACCUACUUGACUUUGACUUCAUGGAUCCUCCGCCGCAAGACACUAUCACAACCUCUCUUUUCGAUUUAUGGGCUCUCGGCGCCCUGAACAACAUUGGAGACCUCACUCAUAUGGGCAAAAAGAUGACCGCCUUCCCCAUGGAUCCUUCACUAGCGAAGCUCAUUAUCACUUCCGAAGAGUAUGGUUGCAGCGAAGAGAUGCUCACUAUUGUGUCCAUGCUAUCUGUGCCCAGUGUCUACUAUCGGCCCAAAGAAAGGCAAGAAGAAUCGGACGCUGCACGAGAGAAAUUCUUCGUACCUGAAUCCGACCACUUAACAUUACUACACGUCUAUACACAAUGGAGGGCUAACGGGUGCUCAGAUGGCUGGUGCGUACGUCAUUUUCUCCAUCCUAAAGCGAUGCGGCGAGCAAAGGAGAUUAGAGAACAGCUUUUCGAUAUCAUGCAAAUCCAGAAGAUGGAGAUGACUAGCUGCGGUACAGUCUGGGAUGUCAUUCGCAAAUGCAUCUGUUCGGGCUACUACCACCAAGCAGCCAAAGUCAAAGGAAUCGGCGAGUACAUUAACCUGCGGACUAGCGUUACCAUCCAACUUCAUCCUACAAGUUCACUCUACGGCCUUGGGGUCCUGCCCGAUCACGUUGUAUAUCACGAACUCAUAUUGACUAGUAAAGAAUACAUGUCUACUGUCACGGCAGUGGAUCCGAUGUGGUUGGCUGAUCUUGGCGGUGUGUUCUACUCAAUUAAGGAGAAAGGUUUCUCAGCACGCGAGAAGAGAGUGACCGAACACGAGUUCAGCCGGAAAAUGGAGAUCGAAGCUAAGAUGGUAGAAGACAAGCAGCGUGAAGCACAGCGCGCCGCCACAGCGGCUGAAGCGGGCAAGGUGUCGCCGGCUUUGAGAGGGCCAACCACGAAAUUUGUGAAGAGGAUGGGUACGAAUGGUGUUGUAAAAAGGCCGGUUACCCCUAGAAUAGGCCGAGGGUUUUAG